AGUAAAAUUCAUAAAAAUAAAACUAUUCGAAAUAAAAUUAUUUCUACAAGAAAUUUGAUAAACAAUGAUUGGAAAAAAUAAAACUUUCAAUUUGUUUAUUGUUUUGUCAUCGCUGGGUUUAAAUUUGAUAUUAGCCCAAAAUGUUGGUGACACUGAGAGUGGUAUUUGCUCGUGGUAUGGAGAACCAAGUGAAGAAGGAACAACUGCAAAUGGUGAACAUUUUGAUGGAACAGAUAUGACAGCUGCUCACAAAACAUUGCCAUUUAAUACUGUUGUUUCGGUUGGCUAUAAUGGUCAGACAGUUACUGUUAGAAUAAAUGAUCGAGGUCCAUUUACUCCAGGAAGAAUUCUUGAUGUUUCCAAAAGAGCAGCAACAGAUCUUGGUGUUAUUGAUAAAGGCAUUUGGGAUUGUACUCUUACAAUUGAGUCAUUACCAUAACAAGCUCAAUAAAAACAAUUAUAAAUAUUUUAUUAACAAAUUAUUGUUAAUUUAUAUUUUAAUAAUAAAAAAAAAUUAAUAAACAAAUACACUAGCAUAUUUAA
Molecule: messenger RNA, 543 nt
Organism: Aphidius gifuensis
Lineage: Eukaryota; Metazoa; Arthropoda; Insecta; Hymenoptera; Braconidae
Product: probable endolytic peptidoglycan transglycosylase RlpA
Exons: 2
Coding region: 65-439 (124 amino acids)
Molecular function (GO): lyase activity
Source: RefSeq, a predicted model, not a curated record